Molecule: messenger RNA, 2526 nt
Organism: Merops nubicus (carmine bee-eater)
Lineage: Eukaryota; Metazoa; Chordata; Aves; Coraciiformes; Meropidae
Gene: ATP8A1
Product: ATPase, aminophospholipid transporter (APLT), class I, type 8A, member 1
Exons: 25
Coding region: 1-2526 (841 amino acids)
Biological process (GO): phospholipid translocation
Cellular component (GO): plasma membrane
Molecular function (GO): ATP hydrolysis activity; ATP binding; ATPase-coupled intramembrane lipid carrier activity
Source: RefSeq, a predicted model, not a curated record
AUGUCCCUUGAAGACAUUUGGCAUGCUGAGAGUCCAGAAGCGGUGCCAGAGCUUUGGCUUGACUUGCAGCUGUGCAGCAAAGAGUUCUCUUUGACCUCGGGCAGUUCUGAAAAUCAGCAGCUCCCUGGCAAGAAGAGUGUACCCAGUUUCUGGCCAGGUAUUGGGCAUCUGUUAGCUAACCAGGAGACAUCCAUAACUGCAGAGGAGCUGAGACUCAGCUGUGCUGGCUCUGGACUGAGGUUCUCGGGUUAUGAGAAGACAGAUGAUGUUUCAGAAAAAACUUCUCUAGCUGAUCAAGAGGAACUGAGAACUAUAUUCAUCAACCAGCCCCAACUAACAAAAUUUUGCAAUAAUCAUGUCAGCACUGCAAAGUACAACAUAAUCACAUUCCUGCCAAGGUUCCUUUAUUCCCAGUUCAGAAGAGCUGCUAAUGCAUUUUUUCUUUUUAUCGCAUUACUUCAGCAAAUACCAAAUGUGUCACCAACAGGCCGUUAUACAACAUUGGUCCCUCUCUUGUUCAUUUUAGCUGUAGCUGCAGUGAAAGAAAUAAUAGAGGAUAUUAAAAGGCAUAAAGCUGAUAAUGCGGUGAACAAGAAACAGACUCAAGUACUACGAAAUGGUGCAUGGGAGAUUGUCCACUGGGAAAAGGUGGCAGUAGGGGAAGUAGUGAAAGUCACCAAUGGGGAACAUCUCCCAGCUGAUCUCAUCAGUCUGUCAUCAAGUGAACCACAAGCUAUGUGCUACAUUGAAACAUCUAACUUAGAUGGUGAGACAAACUUAAAAAUAAGACAGGGUUUGCCGCUAACAUCAGAAAUAAAGGACAUAGAAAGCUUGAUGAGACUUUCAGGCAGAAUCGAAUGUGAAAGCCCAAACCGACAUCUCUAUGACUUUGUUGGAAACAUCAGACUGGAUGGGCAUGGGACUGUUCCUUUGGGAUCUGAUCAGAUUCUUCUACGAGGAGCUCAGUUGAGAAAUACUCAGUGGGUUCAUGGGAUAGUUGUCUAUACAGGACACGACACAAAACUUAUGCAGAAUUCAACAAGUCCACCUCUUAAAAUGUCUAAUGUGGAACGAAUUACAAAUAUUCAGAUUUUGAUUCUGUUCUGCAUCCUUAUUGCAAUGUCUUUGAUCUGCUCUAUUGGUUCAGCUAUAUGGAAUCGAAGGCAUACUGGCAGAGACUGGUAUCUUGAUCUGAAUUAUGGUGGAGCAAGCAACUUUGGAUUGAAUUUCUUGACUUUUAUCAUUCUCUUCAAUAAUCUUAUUCCAAUAAGUUUGUUGGUUACACUUGAAGUUGUUAAAUUUAUCCAGGCAUAUUUCAUAAAUUGGGACAUUGACAUGCACUAUGAACCUACAGACACUGCUGCAAUGGCUCGUACUUCAAAUCUCAAUGAAGAACUUGGACAGGUCAAAUACAUAUUUUCUGACAAAACGGGUACCCUGACAUGCAACGUCAUGCAAUUUAAGAAGUGUACUGUAGCAGGAGUUGCUUAUGGCCAUUGCCCUGAGCCUGAGGAUUAUAGUGUUCCUUCAGAUGAUUGGCAGGGCUCACAAAAUGGAGAAGAAAAAACAUUCAGUGACACAUCCUUACUGGAGAAUCUUCAAAGCAAUCAUCCAACUGCACCUAUAAUAUGUGAGUUUUUGACAAUGAUGGCAGUGUGUCAUACAGCAGUUCCAGAAAGAGAAGGUGAUAAAAUUAUAUAUCAAGCAGCAUCUCCAGAUGAAGGAGCGUUGGUCAGAGCAGCCAGACAUCUUCGUUUUGUAUUCACUGGAAGGACACCUGACUCAGUAAUCAUAGAGUCUUUGGGAGAGGAAGAGAGAUAUGAACUGCUAAAUGUCCUGGAAUUUACAAGCACUAGGAAGAGAAUGUCAGUGAUAGUUCGCACACCAUCAGGAAAGUUAAGACUCUACUGCAAAGGAGCUGAUACUGUAAUUUAUGACCGCCUUGCUGAAAGUUCAAAAUACAAAGAAAUCACCUUAAAACAUCUAGAGCAGUUUGCUACAGAAGGCCUAAGAACUCUGUGUUUUGCUGUGGCUGAGAUUUCAGAAAGCGAUUAUGAAGAGUGGUUAAAUGUCUAUCACCGUGCUUCUACGGCUAUACAAAACAGAGCACUCAAACUUGAGGAGAGCUAUGAACUAAUUGAAAAAAAUCUUCAGCUGCUUGGAGCAACAGCAAUUGAAGAUAAACUACAAGACAAAGUGCCUGAAACCAUAGAGACACUCAUGAAAGCAGACAUAAAAAUUUGGAUACUUACUGGGGACAAGCAAGAGACUGCCAUUAAUAUCGGUCACUCCUGUAAACUUCUGAGAAAGAAUAUGGGACUUAUCGUUAUAAAUGAAGGCUCUCUUGAUGGAACAAGAGAGACACUUAGCCAUCAUUGCAGUACACUUGGUGAUGCUUUAAGGAAGGAGAAUGAUUUUGCUCUCAUCAUUGAUGGUAAAUCUCUGAAGUAUGCUUUGACAUUUGGAGUGAGACAGUAUUUUCUGGAUUUGGCUUUGUCAUGUAAAGCUGUUAUUUGUUGCAGGUAA